Molecule: messenger RNA, 2689 nt
Organism: Jaculus jaculus (lesser Egyptian jerboa)
Lineage: Eukaryota; Metazoa; Chordata; Mammalia; Rodentia; Dipodidae
Gene: Arsg
Product: arylsulfatase G
Exons: 12
Coding region: 540-2117 (525 amino acids)
Molecular function (GO): arylsulfatase activity
Source: RefSeq, a predicted model, not a curated record
GCCAAUUUCAUCUCCAUGACCUGGACCAGAUGUGACAGUAGUUUAUCACAGGAAUCUUUACAGAAACCUCAACCAUUUGGAACUCAGAAACUCAUUUGGGGCUGACUGUGGUUUCUAGAACAUCCAGGUGUUCUGCAGAUGGGAGAGUCACCAUCCUUCAGUGACCAGCUGGAGUCUGAAACAUAUGCAAGGCUGGAGACGUGACUCAAACACCCCUGGAUACAGAGGGUCACUUGCUGAGUGGCCAAUGAGUGUCCCUGAUAUUGCGAUCUGAUUGUCACACCCAGCAGUCUUCCUGGUGAAUGGCAGUGGGCAGAAACCAUCUCCAAAGUUUCCCGGCGCUCUUUGAAUUAGCAUUCCAGAUGGGGACUUUGUUUCUGUAGCUCCCUCCAUUCCGCUGCCACCAGUAUGUCCUUGCAAACUGUACUUCGGUUCCCUGGGAACUUCCUGCCUUGAAAGUGUGCAGAGAAAACUCUUGGGAAAAUCUCUGGUGGUGACUGGCCAUCACUCAAGAAGAUAGAAACCUUCCCUCUGCCACCAUGGGGUGGCUUCUACUAAAGGUUUUCUUGCUUGGCAUGACCUUCUCUGGCUUUCUUUACCCAUUUGUGGAUUACAGUACCAGUGGAAACACAAAGGCGCAGAGACCCAAUAUUGUGAUUGUUUUGGCUGAUGACAUGGGGUGGGGUGAUCUGGGUGCAAACGGGGCGGAAACAACGGACACUGUCAGUCUUGAUAAGAUGGCUUCUGAAGGAAUGAGGUUCACGGAUUUCCACGCAGCUGCCUCCACCUGCUCUCCCUCCCGAGCCUCCCUGCUUACUGGCCGGCUGGGUCUUCGAAAUGGAGUCACACACAACUUUGCAGUCACCUCCGUGGGAGGCCUUCCGCUCAACGAGACCACCUUGGCAGAGGUGCUUCAUCAGGCUGGCUAUGUCACUGGGAUGAUAGGCAAAUGGCACCUUGGGCACCAUGGCUCUUAUCACCCCAGUUUCCGUGGUUUUGAUUACUACUUCGGCAUUCCAUACAGCCAUGAUAUGGGCUGUACUGAUACCCCAGGCUAUAACCACCCUCCUUGUCCAGCAUGUCCACAGGGCGAUGGCCCAUUGAGGAACCCUGAGAAGGACUGUUACACAGAUGUGGCUCUUCCUCUCUAUGAAAACCUCAACAUUGUGGAACAGCCUGUGAACCUGAGUGGCCUUGCAGGGAGGUAUGCUGCAAAGGCAUCCGAGUUCAUUGAGCAGGCAAGCUCCAGCGGAAGACCCUUCCUGCUCUAUGUGGCCCUGGCCCAUAUGCACGUGCCUUUAUCUGUCACUCCACCAUUGGCAAACCCAUGGAGCCAAAGGCCAUACCGUGCAGGUCUCCGGGAGAUGGACAGUUUGGUUGGACAGAUCAAAGACAAAAUUGACCGCACAGCAAAAGAAAACACAUUCCUCUGGUUCACAGGGGACAAUGGCCCGUGGGCUCAGAAGUGUGAGCUUGCAGGCAGUGUGGGCCCCUUCGUUGGAUCAUGGCAAACCCACCAAGGGGGAAGUUCAGCCAAACAGACCACCUGGGAAGGUGGGCACCGAGUCCCAGCACUGGCUUACUGGCCUGGCAGAGUCCCCACCAACGUCACCAGCUCCGCCUUGUUAAGUGUGCUAGACAUUUUCCCCACUGUGGUAGCCCUGGCAGGAGCCAGCUUACCCCCAGGCCGGCGCUUUGAUGGACUGGACGCCUCCGAGGUGCUCUUGGGCAGGUCACAGGCAGGACACAGGGUGCUGUUCCACCCCAACAGUGGAGCUGCCGGAGAGCGCGGACUCUUGCAGACUGUCCGCCUGGGCCGUCACAAGGCUUUCUACAUCACCGGUGGAGCCAAAGCUUGCGACGGGCGCGUUGGGCCUGCACAGCACCACGCGCCUCCCCUGAUCUUCAACCUAGAAGAGGACGCUGCGGAAGGCGUGCCCCUACCACGAGAAAGUGCCGAGUACCAGGCCGUGCUGCCGGAGAUCGGGAAGGUUCUCGCCGACAUCCUUCAAGACAUUACAAACGACAACACCUCCAGGGCCGACUAUGCUCAGGACGCCUCAGCCAUCCCCUGCUGUGACCCCCACCACGUUGCCUGCCGCUGCCAGACCCUGUGAUGGAACAGCGGGAGGUUUACUUUCAAUUUGUUUGGACAUAAACACUUUCAAAAGAAGUCUCAGCAUUUUGUGUGGAAGUCGCCACAGUGUGUCAAGCCCCUCCUCCAUGGUAGCUUGCGAGAAGCCCUGAGCUGGCUCUGGCGCGGGAGCAUGGUGGGAGGAGACGCCCAAGGCCUCCGGGGGCGGGGCAGUGACCGGAGCCCACUCCCGAGCUGCCAGGGUAAGUAAGGUAAGGCUCGAAGGUACCUUGGCGUCACAGGGAGCGCUUCAUAUGUUUUUUUUUUUCUCUUCUGUUUCCAGCUUCACUGGCCCUGUUAGUAGAUUCAUUCUAAGUAACAGAGCCGAGCUGGUUUACCUUUGAUGUGCACACAAAUCACCUGGGAUCUUGUAAAAAUGCAAAAUCCAGCUCAGCAGGCCUGGGGGAGGACCCAGGAGCCUGGUAGACAGAGGAGCCCACGAAUAAGUCCUUGACUUUCCCUUUUCUGCCUCUUAAAGGUCAAAUGAAUGUAUCUGUAAAGAUUUAGGAGUUUUUUCCCUGUCCUCCCAAUUUCCAAGAAAUAAAAUUUUUAGAC